This is a messenger RNA of Petromyzon marinus (sea lamprey), 2555 nucleotides long. The record is from RefSeq and is a predicted model, not a curated record. Lineage: Eukaryota; Metazoa; Chordata; Hyperoartia; Petromyzontiformes; Petromyzontidae.
AUGGCAUCGUUGCGUUGGUUCCUCGAGAGAUUGCUGGCCUUGGCGGAAACCCUUCACGUCAUCCUUCCAGCCGAAGAUGAUGACAUCUCCUCUCUCAAGGUCGCUGGGUGCAUCCGAGCCCAGCUACUUUUACAACGGGACAGGGCGCAGGGCAGUCCCUCGGGUGGCGAGGAGCCCAGCGGCGGCUCCUGCUCCGGCUCCUGCUCCGGCUCCUGCUCCGGCUCCUGCUCCUGCUCCGGCUCCUGCUCCGGCUCCUGCUCCGGCUCCUGCUUCGGCUCCUGCUCCGGCUCCGACUCCUGCUCCGGCUCCGGCUCCGGCUCCUGCUCCGGCUCCUGCUCCGGCUCCUGCUCCGGCUCCUGCUCCGGCUCCUGCUCCACGUCCUCCUCCACCCGGCGUGGCGGCUCCCACCGGGGCGAGGCGCCGCGAGUCCCCAAGUCGCCGCCGCUGUCUCCAUCCUCGGCGCUCAAGGGGUCAGAGUCCACGUGCGGGCGCCUCGCUCUGCCCCACACAUCGACAACAACAACAACCACCACGAUGUCCGAGUCGGAGUUCGAGGUGGGGGACGAGCUUCUGGACCUUCUGCUGGAGCGUCCGUGCCCAGCGGUGGGGCCCAUGGGCGGCCCGCUGGGAGGCCCGAGAGCUGCCCAGAUGGGGGCCCCGUGCGCCCCUCGGUCGUCGGCCUUCUUUCCCGGGCCGCUGGGCGGCCUGCUGACGCAGCAGGGCAAGGCGAGCGAGUCCGAGCCGUGGGGCCUGGAGGAUGUCCUGGCCCUGACGGAGGACGCGCAGGACGACCUCCUGCAGAGCUUCGUGAUGGACGACGCCGCGCUGCAGAUGCUGCGCGCGCCCGGCACCCCGUUCCGCUCGCCCUCCUCGCUCUGCUCUUCCACCCCGUUCCCCUCGCCCGCCUCGCUCUCCUCGCCGCCGUCGCCCGUUCCGCUCGCGUCGCCCUCGGCCAGCGACAGCGGCGUCUCGGAGGGGGGCGGCCCCACGAGCCCGUACGCGGGCGUGCGGGGAGCCGCCUCCCACGCGGGGCCGCACGCGGCGAGGCCCUGGGCCUCCUUCCCCCCGGAGGCCCCCAGCCCCGGCGGCUCCAGCUCCGGAGGAGGCUCCGGCGGCGGCUCCGGCGGCGGCGGGAGCCGCUCGCUCUCGAGCUCGGACGACGUGGCCAUCGAUUUCGACGGCUGGGACGAGCCGGGCAUGGUGGCGGCCCCCAGCGUGGUGCGUGCCCUCCCGGCCCUCACCGCCGCCCUGCGCUCCUCGCGCCAGCUGCUGCACCGACUCACGGGCGCCGGCCACAGCGAGCACGACGUGCAGACCAUGGAGGUGGCGCUCACGGACGAGGAGCGCAAGCUGCUGAUGCAGGAGGGGAUGCCGAUGCCCGCGCACCUGCCUCUCACCAAGGUGGAGGAGCGGGUGCUGAAGCGCGUGCGGCGCAAGAUCCGGAACAAGCAGUCGGCACAGGAGAGCAGGCGGCGCAAGAAGGAGUACGUGGACGGCCUCGAGAGCAGGGUGUCUACAUGCACCGUUCACAACCAUGAGCUCCAGCGGAAGAUGCAGCAGCUGGAGAAGCAGAAUCUGUCCCUGUUGACGCAGCUGAGGCAUCUGCAGUCCCUAAUGAAGCAAGGCUCGGCCAAGGCAGCGCAGACUGGCACCUGCGUCAUGGUGUUCCUGCUGUCGUUCGCCCUCAUCCUCUACCCCAGCUGCGGCCCCUCCUCUCCUGCCACCUCCGCGCCCGCCACCUACCGCCCACAAGGAGUGCUGUCCAGGUCACUGAUGGACGCCGACGCGGCCAGAGUCGUCGCCCCCACGGACGACCCCUAUGGGGCCUCCCCAGGGCCUCCCAUCCCGCCCAUCGCCCUGGCCGCUCCCAGCUGCCCGGCCCAGCCCGAGGCCGCGAUCGGAGUCGCGGCGGAGGCCGCGAUCGGAGUCGCGGCGGAGGCCGCGAUCGGAGUCGCGGCAUCCGAGAAGGUCCCUGGCCCAGUGGCCUCUGGCCCCAGGAGGAGACUCGACCAGAUCCAGCGCAAGGAGAGAGAGGAGGAGGAGAUGAGCAGGAGGCACGGGGCCCCCGGAGGCACGGGGCCCAGGAACCGGACGGCGCCGGGCGCUGCUGGGGGACACGGGGAGCGCGGGCGUCCCUACCCGGGGCCCAGACUGGGGCCCAAGUCGGGGUCCCUCCUGGGAGGCCGUGGGCGGCCCCCGCUGCACGUGACGGCCGGGGAGAUGUAGGGAGACGGGAGUGGAGGCCACUAGAGAUCGGCCGAUGACGACUACGACGACGACGAUGAUGAUGGUGAUGAUGGUGAUGUUUGUAUUCCAUAGUGCAUUUUAUAGUAGUGCGUGUACAGGCGUUGAGUCGAUCAACUGCUGGAUGAGGGCCCACCCCAAGCCGUUAUUUGACCGUCCGCCAUCCCGCGAGGGAGCGGCAGGUUGGUGUUGAAGGCGGGGAGCGUAGAAUGUGAGAACGUACGAGUACAGCACAACAACUGGUUCUGCUGCACUACCUUCCGUUGUGCCGACUGCACAUAACCCUGCAGCCGCAGCAACAACAGCAACAA